Molecule: messenger RNA, 3720 nt
Organism: Perca flavescens (yellow perch)
Lineage: Eukaryota; Metazoa; Chordata; Actinopteri; Perciformes; Percidae
Product: transient receptor potential cation channel subfamily M member 1-like
Exons: 16
Coding region: 1-3720 (1239 amino acids)
Biological process (GO): protein tetramerization; metal ion transport; monoatomic cation transmembrane transport
Cellular component (GO): plasma membrane
Molecular function (GO): calcium channel activity
Source: RefSeq, a predicted model, not a curated record
AUGGCCAACAGUGCAACCUCUUUAAUCCCGGCCCAAGAUAAGCAAAAGAGUCCUGCCAGCGCUUCUCAAAACAAAACCCGGGGUAAGAAGGGAAAGGGGAAGGGAAAGGCAAAGCCUGAACCUCCAGAAGAAACAGACCCGAGGAAGUUGGAGUUGACUCGUUGGGUGAACUCUCUGGAGCAGGCUAUGAUGGAUGCUCUGGUGCUGGACAGAGUUGACUUUGUCAAACUGCUCCUUGAGAAUGGGGUCAAUAUUCACCACUUCCUCACCAUUCCCAGACUGGAGGAGUUAUACAACACGAAACUUGGCCCUGCCAAUACGCUGAAUGCCGUGGUUAGGGAUGUCAAAAAGGGAAACCUUCCUCCAGAUUAUCAGAUCACUUUGAUUGAUAUUGGUCUGGUGCUGGAGUGCUUCAUGGGUGGAGCUUACAGGAGCAAUUACACCAGGAAGGCUUUCCGCAACCUCUACAAUAAUUUGUAUGGACUAAAAAGGCCAAAAGCUCUGAAGCUUCUAGGAAUGGAGGAUGAUGAACCAAGGUCAAAAGGCAAGAAGAAACAAAAGAAGAAGAAAGAAGAAGAGGUGGAAAUUGAUGUGGACGACCCCGAGGUCUGUCGAUUCAAGUUCCCCUUCCAUGAGCUGAUGCUGUGGGCGGUGCUGAUGAAGCGCCAGAAGAUGGCACUGUUCCUCUGGCAGCGUGGAGAAGAAGCUAUGGCUAAAGCCCUGGUGGCCUGUAAACUGUAUAAAGCCAUGGCCCAUGAGUGCUCUGAGAGUGAACUGGUGGAUGACAUCUCCCAAGACCUGGAGAACAACUCCAAAGAGUUUGGCCAGCUGGCCUACGAGCUGUUGGACCAGUCCUACAAGCAUGACGAACAGGUGGCCAUGAAACUCUUAACAUAUGAGCUGGUCAACUGGAGUAACUCCACCUGUCUGAAGCUGGCGGUGGCUGCUAAGCAACGUGACUUCAUUGCUCACACCUGCAGCCAGAUGUUGCUCACUGACAUGUGGAUGGGCUGCUUAAGGAUCGGCAAGAAUCCCGGCCUCAAGGUUAUUCUGGGAAUCAUCUUUCCUCCUUUCAUUCUACUGUUGGAUUUCCGUCUUGGAGAUGAUGUGCCCUAUCAAGCACCUGGAGGCAAAGAACAGGGAAAAGAAAAGGAUGACGAUGCAAAAUCCAGCAAGGAUCCUAAUAAUGAUACAACUUCCCGAAAGGGGGAUGAAGAGGAGGGCAGCACUAAUGUCCGAAAAAUCCCCAUUGGCAAAAGGUUUUUUGAGUUUUAUGAUGCGCCAUUCACCAAAUUCUGGUUCAACACUAUUUGCUAUCUGGGCUAUUUGAUGUUGUACAACUACAUAAUCCUGGUGAAAAUGGAGCGAUGGCCAUCUCUACAAGAGUGGACUGUCAUUGCAUACAUCCUCACACUUGGCUCUGAAAAAGUCAGGCAGAUUCUAAUGUCAGAGCCAGGGAAGCUGAAACAGAAGAUAAGUGUGUGGCUGGAGGAGUACUGGAACAUCACAGACCUGGCUGCCAUUUGCACCUUCCUUCUUGGGUUAAUGCUACGGCUGCAGCAUGAACCUUACAUGGGCUACGGCAGAGUCAUCUACUGCAUAGACAUCAUCUUCUGGUACAUUCGCGUAUUGGACAUCUUUGGAGUCAACAAAUACCUGGGACCCUAUGUGAUGAUGAUAGGGAAGAUGAUGAUAGAUAUGAUGUACUUUGUAGUCAUCAUGCUGGUGGUGCUCAUGAGCUUCGGGGUGGCUCGGCAAGCCAUCCUUCACCCUGAUGAGGAGCCAACAUGGCGCCUGGCCAGGAACAUUUUCUACAUGCCCUACUGGAUGAUAUAUGGAGAGAAUGAAUUCUAUAGCUAUAACUUCUCUUUCCCUGCAGCUCCAUGUGGUGAACAUUUAUAUGAUGAGGAUGGGAAGAAACUGCCUCCGUGUAUUCCUGGUGCCUGGCUCACACCUGCCAUUAUGGCCUGCUACCUUCUCGUAGCAAACAUUCUUCUGGUCAACUUGCUCAUUGCAGUGUUCAACAACACUUUCUUUGAAGUCAAGUCCAUUUCCAACCAGGUGUGGAAGUUUCAGAGAUAUCAGCUGAUCAUGACGUUCCACGACCGUCCCAUCCUGCCGCCACCUCUUAUCAUCUUCAGCCACCUCUACAUCCUCUUCAACAGGCUGUUUCGGCGGUGUGCCAGGAAGAGACAAGAAGGAGAGCUGGAUGAGAAGGACCGCGGACUCAAGCUUAGGCUGAAUCCAGAGGAGCUAAAAAGCCUGUAUGAGUUUGAAGAACAGUGCGUGGAGGAAUAUUUCCGUGAGAAAGAGGACGAGCAGCAGUCCUCUAGUGAUGAACGCAUUAAGGUUACCUCAGAAAGAGUUGAGAAUAUGUCCAUGCGUCUGGAGGAGGUUAACGAGAGGGAGAACACUAUGAAGGCCUCCCUGCAGACGGUGGAUCUGCGCCUGGCACAGCUGGAGGAGAUCCACGGACGAAUGGCAGUAGCCCUGGAAAAGCUUGCUGGGGUGGACAGACUGGAGUUGACCAGAACCUAUUCACGAACCUCCUCUGUGUGUGACCCCUCCUCCCUACUUCGCCAGAGCAGUAUUAACAGCGCUGAUGGUUACAGUCUUUACCGCUUCCACAUGGACAUGGAGGAGUUUGCAACGAAGCAGAAGGAUACAGAUGAGACAACUAAAACUGGUGUAGAAGGACAGAGGAGUCUGCGGAAAGCCUCCAGUAUUUGUACUCUCAACACAAAGGAAGGUGGUCAGACCUUAGAUGUUGGAGGUGUUGAGAGAUCACUCCCAAGUUCAUGUGUGGACAUUCUCAUAUCUCCAUGUGAACAAAAGUCUGCAUCUGCAUCAUCAAGUCAAGAGGCUAUAUCCAACAUGAAACAAGGAAGCACAGUGCUUCUAGAUAGACUAAAGCCUUCUUCCCCACCAAAAAGGACUAAAUCCUUGAGAUACUAUCCAGUCGAAGACCAACCCACUUCUCCUUUGACAAAGAAGAGGGCUAUGAGCACCAUCAUUAUCAGCCCGCCUGAUGAACCAGAAGAAUCAGAUGCACCCAGAAAGAAGGCCCAAUUGCCGCCGGGAACCUCCUCUUCCCCAAAAAGGACUAAAUCAUUGAGAUCUAUCCCUUCUGAAAUCCAAAGGCAGACUUCCCCUAUCACAAAGAAGAGAGCUAUGAGCAGCAUCAUCUACAACCCAGCCGAGGCAGGUGAUGAUGUGCAAACUGCAGACUACAAGACAGUAGUGGAGCAGGUCACUAAAACACCAGAUCAGUGGCCAGCAAACUUGGAGUACCAGGUGCACCCCAGCACUACUGGUCACAUACCUCAAGUGUCAACAGUCAGAACUCUCACCCAGCAGUUUCAAGCUAGCACUGCACCUACAGAGCUUAAAAAUAAGGAGGAUCAGACUUUAAAUAUGUCUUUAGAAAGUGAGGGAGCUCGGCCAGCAGCAGAACCCGAGGCAGACCAAACAAAGAUGAAAGCAAAGAGAAACCUCUCAGACGCUACCGAGUAUCUGACUGUAGCCGAUAAUAAAUAUUUGCCAUCUCAGAGAUCACAGAGCUUUAAUGCCAGCGAGAGGAAAGCAAAGGUGGUUAGCAAGGAGCCAAGAGCCUCCAGCAGCGAGAGAGACCUUGUUGAAGCCGGCAGCGUGGCAGGGGAAGAUGUGGGGAAGAAGAUGGAUGCAGAGAAGAAAGAAAAUGAUGCACAGGAAAAUAAAUGA